GAACAACGAGGAGACGACGAAGAAAAAGACUGGGAUAAUUACGUCGCUUUUCGCCCCCGUAUGUGAGCCAACGGUGCCAAAAUCCAUUCUUCUGGAGUGCCAAGGGAAUCAAACGCAGUCUUUGUUACAUACCUCAUAUGCAGACUACCGUCUAUGCUGAAGGAGCUUUGUUGGCUGUGCCAUGGGUGCCUGUGAAUGUCGGAGGUUCCAAAUUGUUGGCCAAAGCCUGGUUUGGUGACACAGAAUAUCAGUUGAUGCUGAGUGACCUAAACGGCGUUUGGGAGGAAGUGAUGGGCAUAAACAACAUUGAGAGACGUGCACAGGUUCUAAAUAAGCGUCUAAGGGCUCCAGUGCACACAUUUUUUGCUCAUCUGCGCUCGGUGGCCAUGCCAUGUCUGUCAGGUCAGUCAUAUGAACAGAGCAUUGCGGUGCGUUUUCUUCUCAAGCAUCAGGAGGGCCACCUAAUUGUCAGACUCAAGAGUGAGCUGGGGGAUGUACCGUUCUAUUGGGAAUUCCACUGCACUCCUGCCUCGAUAGCGGUGGUCUCCAGAGAGCUAGUGUGUCCCUUGUUGUCUAUGACCCAAGUGCUACAGAGGCAUGUUGGAGAACUAACUGCUUUGUUGCUCAAGAAAGAUGCUGAGAUACAAGAUUACAAAGAGAAUGGAGCCAUACUUAGCAGAGGUAGGCUUCAAACUGAGCCAUUUAAGGAGGAGCAAUACAGAAAGAACUUCAGUCAGAGACUACCUAACAUGCUACAGGACAGUCUGGACUUUCACUCUGAUCUUCAGGAGCUGUAUGUAUCCAUAUGUGCUGCGAAAAAUGCCCGAAAGCGCAAGCAUUCUAGUGAAUACAGCUUUGCUUCAGUAGACAGCUUUGACCCUGACCAGGACCAGACUAGCUAUGUGGCAACAGGUAUGAAGCCAGUCUCUCCUGGUUGUAACCAAAAUUAUGCAAGCCAUCAAGUAGAAGAUACACAGUGUGCUGACUCCAAUGAGACUGUGAGACACUUACCUGCUGCUGCAGUUCCUCCUGUAUUUAUACCUGCAGACAGAUCAGUUAUUCACUCCAAGAAGAAGAAAGCAGUUGGGCUCUUCCAAUAAAAUUAUGGUGCAAUAGUUCAUGGAUUCCCCCAAAUAUCCUGUUUUCGGAUGUGUUUGUAUAUUUUUAAUAUUCUAAAAUAGUACACGGUUGGUUUUAUGGCCAUUCAAAAUAAAUUAAAAAUGUUGUAGUGGA
Clarias gariepinus (North African catfish) is the source of this 1233-nucleotide messenger RNA. RefSeq names its product nonhomologous end-joining factor 1 (gene nhej1). The transcript is spliced from 9 exons. Gene Ontology annotation, molecular function: DNA end binding. Gene Ontology annotation, biological process: double-strand break repair via nonhomologous end joining. Gene Ontology annotation, cellular component: nucleus; DNA ligase IV complex. Lineage: Eukaryota; Metazoa; Chordata; Actinopteri; Siluriformes; Clariidae. The record is from RefSeq and is a predicted model, not a curated record. Bases 138 to 1100 code for a protein of 320 amino acids.